This is a messenger RNA of Dicrocoelium dendriticum, 543 nucleotides long. The record is from the annotation of a GenBank genome assembly. Lineage: Eukaryota; Metazoa; Platyhelminthes; Trematoda; Plagiorchiida; Dicrocoeliidae.
AUGGAAGAAAUUUUGUCCAAUCUUCACAAUGCCAAGCUGAUUUCAUUGAUAGACCUAUGUUCGGGUUAUUGGCAACAUCCCAUUGCAGAGGAAGACAGGUAUAAAACAGCUUUCAGCGUAAAUGGCCGACAGUACGAAUUCCUGAGAAUGCCGUUUGGACUGUGCAAAGCCCCGGCAACAUUCAGGCGCUUACUAUUUAUGGUCCUGGAGAACCUGAAAAAUGUGGUUGUUUAUGGGGAUGACAUCAUUAUCUUCUCGGAGACGGAAAAUGAUCAUGGUGCCCGACUCGCAGCGGUGUUACAAAGACUGGAGGAAGCCGGCUUGAAGCUCAGUCGCAAAAAGUCACAGAUUGCUCAAAAGUCGAUUGUGUGUUUGGGCCACAUUGUCGGGAAUGGCCAGGUUCAGCCGUUUCCAGAGAAACACGAAGCAACCCAGAAUUUCGCUUCCCCGAAAUCGAAGCGUCAGCUCCGGUCGUUCCUCGGUAUGGUAACGUAUGACUCGAGGUAUGUGCCCCAUUUUGCGGAGAGGAUAAGCCCCUUGUAA